AUGGAUUCCGUCGCGGUCGACGGACUCAUGGAUUCCGUCGCAAGCUUCUGCCUAACCAACAGACUCAUGAACGAAGACUUCUGCAAACAUCUCACUACCAAACCGGUUUGGACCAUGCACAAAAUCCAGAGCGUCGCUAAAGACUACAUAAACGACGAAGAAGUCAGCCAAGUCGUAGCCGCCAAUAAGCGGCAGCAGGGCAACGCUCAACACGGUAACACAGCGCCUCGGCACAACCCCCCAUCCCGAGAAAACCAGAAGGACCAUCCCAAACCAGCAAACACGAAUCGACCACCCAGAAUCGGCAAAUUCUCCAACUACACACCUCUGACAGCCCCGAUUACCGAAAUAUACCACCAAAUAGCAAACCGUGGUAUUAUCCCGAAAGCCCGACAACUCAAAGAAAGAACCGGCGGCAACAAAACCCUAUACUACGACUACCAUCGCGGCCACGGGCACAGAACACAAGACUGUUUCGACCUAAAAGACGCCCUCGAACAAGCCAUCAGAGACGACAAGCUCCCCGAGUUCGUCAAGAUCAUCAGAAAACCAAAACACACUGAAAGGGAUAGGUCACCAGAGAGAGAAGGACGCAACCCGAGGACACAAAGACAACCCCCCCGGGGAAGCCCAGAAGAAGACCCGACCAUAAUAGUAAACGUCAUCACAGGCAAGGAUACACCAGGCAAGUCAAAAUCAACACUAAAAAAGGAUCUCAAAAUCCUGGCAGUCCGAAACCAAACCCCAACCUUCACUGCUGACAAGGUGAUCACUUUCCUACCCGAGGAUUGCCAACAUGGCACCUCGGCUGAAGACGCCCCUUUCGUCAUCUCGGCAAAAAUUGGAACAGGGCUAGUACGAAGGAUACUAGUGGACACAGGCUCAGACUCUAACAUCCUUUUUAGAGGAGCUUUUGACAAACUCGGACUCCGCAACAACAACCUCCAAACACACCGUAACGGUGUCACGAGACUAGGAGACAACUUCCUCAAACCAGACGGCUCCAUCACCCUCUCCCUCACCAUAGGAACGGGAAGCCAAAGGAAGACAACCCUGUCCGAGUUUAUGGUCCUCAAAGACUCCACUGUCUACAACGUCAUCCUCGGAAGAAAAAUAAUCAACGACCUCUCCGCCGUCAUCUUCACCAAAUACCUCCUCAUGAUGUUUACGACGGAAGAUGGCUCCAUCGGCACCAUUCACGGUGACCGGGAAAUCGUGGCAUAA
Molecule: messenger RNA, 1224 nt
Organism: Arachis stenosperma
Lineage: Eukaryota; Viridiplantae; Streptophyta; Magnoliopsida; Fabales; Fabaceae
Exons: 1
Coding region: 1-1224 (407 amino acids)
Source: RefSeq, a predicted model, not a curated record